GCAAUAACGACCACGACCGCGAGUUGACCGGAAGCAACAACAACAAAAAAAUGUCUCUAUUAUCCUUUUCGCAGCGAGCUCCGAAGUUUCGCGAGCCACCAGCAAAGCAAAGCAAUCAGCCGAAGGUGUAGGCGAGGAUAGAUAGUGUCAGAUAUCGUGCGCGUUUUGCCCGCCCAAAACGCGUUCCACCCUGCGGAAGUACGACGAGCGGCUGCAUGUGACCCACGUGGCGUAGCCAAGUUGUAGUGUUUUUUCCGUUCCUUCCUUCCAGUAUCGGUUCGUUGCUGCUGUGUUGUAGAGUUGUCUUGUUUCGGUUUCCACGUUUGUUCCGCUUCCGUUCCGGGUGUGCCGGUAGAGCCGAAAUUAUGUGCAACCCGGUGCAGCUGGUAGUGGCAAUAGUGAUAGUGUGAAGGAAAAUGAAGAGCUUAGCGCCCGUAGUAGUGGUGUUGGUGGUGACGCUGCUCGUCGGUUGUGGUCCCGUGCUUAGUGUGCGGGACCCAAGGACUGACCGGGCUAGUCCGCAGGGUGUCUAUCCUGGAAUGCAGCUGCUCAGCGAGUCGGUGCACGACGAGCAGGCGGGUGACGAUGGUCGCAACCCGGUGCUGGUGUUGACGAAGGACAGUGCACCUCAGGUGGCGUCGCCGGGUGGGCGUUCUGAGACGCACAAAGCGCUCAGCUUGGAGAGUCUGCUGGUUCCGAGGGAGACUGGUUUGGUCUAUCCGCGACGCGAGUCCACGAGCAGCGCCGAGGAUGAGGACGACGUCGAGGACGAGCGGGAGGAGAUCGAGGAAGAGGACGAGGCUGAGGAGGAACGCAAUGGGGAGGAGCUGGAGGAACUGGAGGAGCAGGAGGAGGACGAACGCGUGGAGGAGGAAUCCGAGCGAGGAAGAGAACAUCGGAUAGAGGAGGAGCAUCGCUUUCCGGCCUACUAUACGCAGCCGGGCCAUAGCUCCGGUGUGAAAGCGCCAUCUGAUGAGGAAUUCCCGCGACGUACAAAUCCCUGUGCUUCUGCCAUCGUCGAGCAUUUGAAGUCAUCCGAGCAUACCGUACCCGAACGGCGCAGUCCAGAGGCAAAGGAUACCAACUUCUACAUCGACAUUAGUCAUGAUUUUUUGGAAACGCGCACUGGAAUUGUGCCGGGAGUCGUUUACCAAGUGGAGGUGAGACGUGCGCUGGGUACGAACAUUCGGGAUUUCUACAUUGAAUCGCUCGCCGGUGACCCGUAUAGCUACGAGCAGUCGUCUCAGGAGCCGCGUCCAAUCGGCCAGUUUAAAGUAAAAAACUCCAACGGGAGUGCUCGUAACGGAAACGGUCACAAGCAGGCUCCAGGUGAUGCUGACAGUAUACCGCGUAGUACCUGGAUCGACGACAUGGAGGUAGACUGGUUGCAUCAUGCGUACGCAUCACGGAAACAGGCCGGUCAUGAGCACGAUCAGCAUUCAAUACUGUCCGAUACCGGACAACGCGUCAUAUUCGGGGAGCCCUUUCCGGCCUACUUCGAUGAGGACGAUAAGCGUGAUCUGGACGAUACCGAUAACUCCGUUGAGUUGGAGCACGAAGGAGUGAGACGCAGAGAACCACUAAGUGCAGCGAGAUCCUUGGCCUGCCCGCGAAACGUGUGGAAUCAGGAUGCGAUGUUCGAGGAGCAGAUGGCAAUCAAUUGGUCUGUUCCGAGAACAAAAACGUUGCCCCGAGAUGUUCCGACGUAUCGAACGGACUUCGGCAAGUCCAACAGUACCAACGGAGAUGUAGAGAAGCAGAGUAAAACCAUUUACUUUAGAGUACUAUACCGUACAAUGAGUAGCUAUGUGAUCUACGAACUGAUCUACACGAUGGUGCUUUUACAAGAAUGUAGCUUAUAUCUCAAACAAUCGCAAGGCUCUAUCGUCUCGAGUAGACUUCCGAGUGGCUACAAGGAUUGCAAUUUAACAUUUCCCUCUCGAUCGAUGACGGUACAGGAGCAACUUCCGGGGCUUUUACUGCAACUGACACGGCUGAACACGCCCUGCCGUGGAGGUGGGUACCUUCGCUUUUGGUCGGAUCAGAACCAACAAGAACCCAUUAUGACGGGCAGCGGAGGCUACCACGGUGGCUACCAUGGCCAUGAAGCAUCACGAGCUCGAGGUGAUCAUCAAACCAUAUCACUGUGCGGCAAGCUAGAAGAGCUGCCGUCGUCAGAGCGUUCGUUUCACUUUCAAUCGCACCGAAACACCACACUGCAGCUGCACAACGCACCACUGUUUAGCCUGCGGUAUCGACUGGUAGAUUACUGCUACAACAUGACUCUCCGGGAGCAGAAUGGAACAGUUGUACUGAGGCCCGGCGAUGCGGCCCUAGACUGCUACUUCCGCAUUCACCUUCCGUACGGCUACCGGAUAGCGCUGCAGUUGCUGACGAACGAAUGGCAGCUGGAUCUGCCGGUGACAGCUUUCAACGCCAACGCCACCGUGAGCCACAAGUCGAUAGAACUCGGUGCGCUUGAUGUUGCUACCACGAACCAGCAAUUUCUAGCCCCAAUAAGGUGCUCCUCGACGAACGGCAUGCUGAUAGAGUUGUACGAGGACAGUCACCAUCGGUGGACGUCCUGCAUCAACAGCAGUUCUGAGGCUACGCGCUACUCGCUGACGUCCAGCGGGAACAACAUCGUCCUCAAGGUUAGCAAGCUCCGUCAGCUGAUCACCGAUGACAGCAACGAGCCAAGCAAUCCAUCAUUAACGUCCUCAUCCUCAUCGCCCGCAUCGUCGUCCGAGUUCCACGGGCAGCGAACCAACGGUUCCACGUUGGCCUCGCUGCUGUUCGAGUACAGGGCGGACCCGAUCGAGCCCAUCACUUCACGUUGUGCCUUCGGUUGGAUAGCAACCGCUCAGUUCUGUAUUUCGUCCAUCGAGCGACGACUACCCUGGCACGAGGCCGAAGCGGAAUGUAAUCGACUCGGUGGACAUCUCUUGUCGAUACGCUCGAGCGAGGACCAGCAGCUCACAGAUCAGCUGCUAUUUAACAGUCCGGGUUACAAAGAUGACAGUGCGUACUGGAUCGGUGCAUCAGACCUGAUCGUCGAAGGUGACUUCCGAUGGAAUGACAAAUUUUCCUUCACGUACUCAAACUGGUUCCCGGGCUGGGUGCACCAGGAGAAUUACAACCGCCAGCCAAACGACGACGGUUUGAGUGGGCAGGAUUGUGUGGAAAUUCGCCGCCAUUUCCAGAUCGCUUCCAGCAGUGGGCAAACAACUCCCAGCAUUAGCCCACUCACCAAGUCGUACAUGUGGAAUGACCGAAACUGUGAUGCCCACAAUUACUUCCUCUGUGAGCGAAUGAUGGACGAAGAAAUGCCUGAGCGACUGUGGAACGAAUCGGAAUGCAAUGUCACCGUCACACUGAGUGUGGAACGAUCGAAGGCCACAAUCUGGAGCUCAGGCUUUCCACAGCAAUAUCCCGACAGUGUUGACUGUUACACGCUGAUUCUCGCUCCACCAGGCUACCGCGUGGUGUUGGACUUUGAGGAGAUGGUGCUGGAGAACGAGCCGCUCUGUUCAUAUGACUAUCUACAACUCGUUGAACCGGACACGACCAGCCCGUACGUGCCGUCAAAAUCAGCGAAGGACUUCUCCAACACGGUGCUGUUUCGCUUUCGCAAUUCACGUCAUAGCGGCCGGUACAGCACCCAGCACAGACGGAAAAGCGUGCAGAAUCCCUCCAUGGAAAACAGUGGAGGUGCGACAGAUAGCUUUGCAGAGGGUGAUGCCAGUGGCGUGUAUCACGAGCGUGACAUCAGCUUCAACGUACCGAGCAUCGUGCUGCAGCCGACUGACUCGCGCUACACCAGCAGUCUACCACUGCCCGAGCUGAGUUUGGGCAAUGUUCCGCGUAAGAUCUGCGGCGAUUGGAGUUCGAAACUGAAGCUGCUCCGUUAUGUGACGACGGGUCCCACGCUGGGCAUGCGGUUCGUGUCCGAUUACUCGAACAACUACGGUGGAUAUAAAGCGAAGAUUUCGAUGGAAAAUGUCACAUCAGAGUGUCAUGAUGAGCGUUUCAAGGCGUACAACAACUCCUGCUACUUGAUUAUCUCGUACCCCGAUGUGGACUGGACGACUGCUCAGCAGAUCUGCCGCGGUAUCGGAGCCCAACUUGCUUCUAUAUCGACAACCGACGAGCAGAGGUUUAUUACGUCCAACAUUCGCAACAGUAUUGAUUACACCCCGCGGUCGCUCUACUGGGUUGGAGGCGAGAUUACAACAAACGGCAACUUGGAAUGGGUGGAUGGAGUGAAGUUGCUAUUCGAAGGUUGGUUACCUGGGCAGAGGCCGGAGAAGUCAGAUGUGCUCAAAGUGCCCUGCUGCCUGGGUCUGCAGUGGAAAGUGUCCCCGACGCCCAUGAUAUCGUCUGGUCUGCACUGGACGGCUCAGAAGUGUUCUAUGAACGGUGGGUACGUUUGCAAGAAGCCUCGACCUCGCCUCGACGAAACAACGGUAAAGAACCAGACGUUUUCUGGCACCGAAGGCAUAAUACAGUCACCGGGAUAUCCCAAUCCUUACCCAGUUGAAACGGACUUCUGGAUACGGAUAGUAGCGUCCGAGCAUCGGCGAAUCAUCAUUCAAUUUCAAAAGCUUGAUCUAGAACACCAGGAUGAGUGCUUGUACGAUUACAUUAGCAUUCAAAAUUAUCCGAUCUUACCCAACUCCCGCAUGGGUUACUCAAACACCUUCAACAACGAAGGUGAGUCGGUAUCAUUGACGAAGUAUCAUCACGAAUUUAGUGAAAACAGUAGCAAAUUUGUCGACGAGCAAAGAUUACCGAAAGGAUUGCACUUCCCGAGUGGUGACGUUGUGGAGCCCAACAGCAAAAAAUCGCCCUCCUCGUUCCCUGGUUGGCAAAAUAAUAGUCAACCAACGAAUAAGUUCCAGCGACGAAUACGAUAUGUCAGCAGCAGUUCUGGAAUGGCGUACAGCAAUACCGAUCAAGCAGUAGGUGCAGAUCGCAACACAGCUAGUAAUCACCCGACGUCGUUGUUGAACGAUCCCACGCUACAGUUUGACGAGCUCACACCUUCGUUUCUACCAUACGUACGCUGGUGCGGGACACACGACAACAACAUGGCUAGGUUCAACUUCAUCUCUACUGGCAACGAGGCAAUCAUUCGCUUUCAUUCCGACUUUUCGAUCAGCGGAGCGGGAUUUUCUGCCACCUGGAGCACGGUGGACAUGACCGGGUGUCCGCUGCAGACAAUCACGUCGAAGGAGGGCUCAAUAUAUAGCCCAAAUUAUCCUUAUUUCUUGCUAAACAACGUCGACUGCACAUAUGUGAUACAAGCGCCAUUUGGACGGCGCGUAUGGCUGGAGUUCCUGCUGAUGGAUCUAGCAGAAGAUGCGACGCUUCAGUUGGACAUUGACGAUGGACCAUUCGAGCCCUUCGCCGACGAGACACAUCUGAACGAUGGUGUGUUCGUUAGCAAAGGAGAACGGUUGGUUGUGAGAUUAAAAACAGGUUCAACGCCCAAGGGGAAAGGAUUUCAUGCAACCUUCAAGACUUUGGCGUAUGUCAACGAACAGCGGUAUAUAACACUCUCGAACAAAACAACCGGGAUGCUGUAUUCGCUCAACUAUCCUCAAAUAAUGCCAUAUGACGUCGAUUAUACACAACACUUAAUUGCACCUCUCGGGGAAGUAAUUCUUCUAGAACUGUACGGUGUUGGAUUUAGCCAACACGGUUGCCACCAGACUGGGUUCAUUGAGAUCUACGACAACUACACCGACAGCAACGGCACCCUUUGGCAUCUAUGCGAGCACCACUCGAACAGCAAGACCACAGGUCCUGAAGCAGAAAGCAUGAAGACGAACGCAGUCGAACAUCGCUACCCAGCGCACGUGGCAGCGAAGCUACAUUUACAAGCCACAGGAAGCCAUGGACUAGCCAAACCGGCACCCAUUUACAUCACCUCAUACCUGAACACAAUCCACAUACGGCAGCGAAACGCAAACGGUACUGGUAUACGGCUGAAUGCUACUGUACGCCUGCAGGAAGACGCCGGGUACAAGAUGAAGCUAAUCUCGAAUGCGGAUGAAUGGGUCGAGAGCUGCAAACCGAACCCGUGUCAGUACGGUGGGAAGUGCAUCAUCGCCAACCACAAGCGAGGUAUCUGCCAAUGUUAUGGCCACUUCACCGGUCGCUUCUGUGGGCUGAAUAUUUGCGAGCUGGAACCUUGCUUUUUCGGCAAAUGUGAACUGACGGCUACUAGCUUCAAGUGCAACUGUCAGCCUGGAUUCGUAGGGUUGCGGUGCGACCAGCGGCAAAAGCCGUGCGCAGAGAAUCCCUGCGAAAGCCGAGGCGAGUGUUUCGAGAAGAAUGGUGGUUUCUUCUGCCGUUGCCACGCGUGGUGGGAAGGACCCCGGUGUGAGAAGCGUAUGAUGCACAUCCCCUACAAACCACUCUCGGAGCGAAUGCUGCAGGAACCGUUUUGGUUGGGCCUGAUCACGGUGUUUGUCGUACUCGCUGUCAUCGGGCUUGUUUGGUGUGCCAAACGUCAUUUCCCGGAGAAGAUCGAAAAGCUGCUCGCCGACGACACACAGCUGAAUCGAAGUAAGCCGACAGGUGUGCUGAGCACGUUCCCGCCACACCAUCUCAACACUGCCUUGCGCGAGCAACUGCAGGCCUCCGCCGGUACCGUGUCGUCCUCGAACGUCACUACCCCUGCGUCGCAUCGGACGAUCUUUGGACGAUUGGGUAUAAGAAAACCAUCCAUAUUGAGUCUCAGCAGCCCACAGCAAGUUGGAGGGGCUACCGCUAGAACAUUUUCUUUAGAUGAUCUUUUACGGCCCCCUCCUCGACGUACACCAUCGCCUCGAAAAAAGCGAAAUAACUCGACGCCGACAAAGAAAAACGUCAACGAGAAGAAACAGAUCCUCCAGCAACUUGUCUCACCCGCCCAGAACGCCGCCACUAAACAAGUUAGCCUCGGAGAGCUGAUACAGUUGUCAGAGACGCGCCUCAAGGCUAACUACGCUGAGUCUGAGGCUGCUAUGAAGGAAACGACGUUCUCGGAGAACUCGCUCUCCGUGACGUCUAUGGUCCGGCAGAUAUCGGACCCGAAGCUGGAGAAGAAGGUUACCUUCGCUCGACUUCUCAGUAAGGUGUCAGCAGAGAUGAGCUCAGGCUCGGAAGACCUAGCGAAUGGAGUGAAACAUUCUAGUGCUCUAAGUCUUCCGAACGAGGUACCGCCACGCGCAAAUUCCGUACCACCGUCGCCGUGCACAAACGAAAUCCGAUCGCCCCACAGUACCUCGUCGAACCAGGGCAGCGAUUCACUUUCCAGCUCUGAGCUGGCACUGCACGACUUCGGUUUGCGUAGCAGCAACCGCCGGACGCGACCCAAGGUGUCAAGCGCCGACUCUAUACUGGCGAUGUUCAAGAACUUCGCUGCCUCGAGCAGCGCGCUUAACACGCUGCCGUCCUCGAUCGUCAUCUCGCCGUCGUCCACGCCGACCGCCUCCAGUCCGCAGGAUGACGUGCCAGGCGACGACGACUCGUCAACCUCCUCGAACCACACGCCCGUCAGCUACUCGAGCGGUGGUGCGUCCGACUCACCUGUCUUCUACCGCCAGAGCACGAUCGAGGUUCCGGUGUUGGACGCGCUCAGUGCGCACAAGUCCGCAGCGACAGCCACAACCAGUAGUGGUGUGUCUGCCGGGGCAGCCCAGCUGCACCCACCGACGAUCCUGCUCGAGAUACCGAGCAACGGCAUCAACAACAAGUGUCUGUCACCGAUUCGAGAGAUGCCAACGCCCAUACCAUCGCCUGCGCUGACACCGAUCAUGCCAAGACCGCAGCGCAUCCGAACGCCACAGUCGAUGCACGACGAGUCCAUGUCCGUCACGUUUAACAGUGGCUAUGACGACUACCACAAGCCACAUCAGGUGUCGAUUGAAAUACGGCCACCCGACGAGUCCGAGCGGGGUGACUACUCCUCUUCCACAACACUCUCGUCCUCGCAAAGUGAUACCACCGUCGACGGUUCUGCCCCGCACAGCGCUCCGAUGGUGUCAAUCGACAUCCAUCCACCUACACCAGAGCGUAAGAGCCCGGAACGUCCUCGCGAUCUGAUUAUUCCAGAGCUGGUGAUCCAACAACCGAGCCCUACACGAGAGCGCACGACUGUGGUCGUGUUUCCAGGCUCACCACCACCUCAACGUGCUAGCCAACCCUUCGAUGUCACCACGCUGCCCUGCAACGGUGGCAAGCAGCAGCAACAGAAGAGGUUCCUGAAACAGUGGGAAAAACCGACCUCACUCGAUCUACCAUUCGCGCCGCCAAUGAUCACGAUCACCUGCAACAGCAGUGAGGUUGUGUCUGACGCCGACGUCCCAUCACCGGCGCUUUCGAUGGGUCCGAAGGGUUCCAAGGUUAACAGUGGUGGGGGACUAGGACCUUCGGGUGGUGCGGUCGGAAUGUGCUACCUAAGCCCGUUCUCGAUGUGCAUCCGUGGAGAUCGCGCUCCGUCCGAAAGCAAUCUCAGCUCAUCCGGCUAUUCCAGCAUGGCGAGUCCGGGACCGAGCCGGUGUGGUUCCAACAAUCCGCUCUUUUCAAACGAAUCCGAUGAGCCUGGUUCUGGUCCGGCCGGCCCUGGUUACUCGGGAUUCCAUUCACUAAUGAACAACCGACGACAAUCAUCUAAUGUAAGGAAAAAAUCCACGGAUAGUAGCACCAGCACCGGUGUCGGCAAUAGCAACGCCUCCCACACCGCCAGCUUCGGCCACCAUCAGUCCUCCUUUCGGCUCCGCUCCGACUCCGAAACGUUGUCUGACGAGCCACUCCUAGAGUCGAACGACGAGGGUAUCGGGACGGAUCAUCUGGAUGAGAAGAUAGAGGAGGGCGAAAUUCGCAGCGCUAAGGAGCUGGAGCUGUACCUCGGAAAAGAGCUGAUCCAGACUGGGCAGGAUAUCAUGAGCCAAGAAAAUCUCUCCAUGUCCCAGCUGCAGUUACCAUCGAUAGUCAUACAAUCCGAUACAGGUUUCGAUAAACACUCUCCUGUUUCGUCGCGCUCGGACAGUCCGCUGAGUGAACGCAACGCCAGCAUGGAACGCUUCUCACCUAUGUUUUACGGCAAGAAGGAUCAACAUCUGCCAUUCACGGAUUCUGACGGGUUGUACGACUUUCCUUCGUCCGAUGGUAAAAGUGCUGGGUGUGCUAUUAUCACCACCCAUCGCAAGUGCGUCGGACGUAGGAAGGAUCGUCGCGUAGCUCGCUCUGUACUAGCAAUUCAAUCACCUUCCAAGUCCACCUCCGUGCUACUGGAGGUACCCAACAGCAAAGAGAACGUGUCACAAUGCUCCCAACAUAACAACUGCGGCAAAUUCACAGGAACUUCGUCGACACGCAAAAGCCCGAAACGUCGCGUCCAUCGGCAACCGUUAGCCAGUAGUUCCUCCUCCACGGAGUCACUGACGUCGAUGCGGGAGUACGCCAUCCGGUCCAGUAAAGCAGACCUAACCGGAGCGACGCACACCAUUUCCACGAAAGAUUCGGUGGAAAUGUGCGACUUUGGUGACGAUACAGGUGAGCACGAUCAAAUAUUAACAUCUCCUGUGCCCCCCAACGUUAACGUUUAUUUUACCCCCCAUUCCUUUCCAUACGAUGCGCAUGUGAAGGAGGUGUCUAGCCAGAUAUUGCCUAAAGCAACGGUAGAGGACGUUCGGAAACCCCCAUACAAGAUACGACGACUGAAAGCGAUUGGGAAUCAGAUCAGGUUCCUUCGUCGGCUAGAGCGCUCGAUCCACCGCAAAGAUAACCCGGCACAACCUUCCGACGAGGAUACCAACAGCAGCAGUAGUAUGAAGGACUCGCCCAAGAUGUCGUCUCCGCUUAUUAGAUUCAAGCAGACCCAAAUCGACGAAGAGGACGAAUCCGAGGAAGAUGAUAGUAAGAGUAAAUACUAUUCCAACGCAUCCAAUAAGCAGCAGCAGCAACUGCAGCAGCAGCAGCAACUACUGCUGCCGAACCCAGAGACGAAUGCGGUCACCACCAACACACGGCAGCAUUGUAAGAUUUCGCGUCAGAGACGUGUUCCUAGCCAUGACUGCUACGUGGCGAAACCGUGGUCCGAGGCGGAGUGCAAGCUGCUCGGGGGAGAGGUGAACAGCGACUGAAGGGACAUACAUUCAGCCCUAACACCUGCACACUGUAUCCCUGACCAGUUGGAUAGGAUGAACCUGAUCCUACACUCGUUUUGGGCACCGUUCCAGCAGUGGUUACAAAAUCACUCGGGAGUAGUAGAUAGCACUUAGAAGUCAUU
Messenger RNA from Anopheles nili, 10282 nucleotides. RefSeq lists its product as uncharacterized. Bases 417 to 10136 code for a protein of 3239 amino acids. Gene Ontology annotation, molecular function: serine-type endopeptidase activity. The transcript is spliced from 27 exons. The record is from RefSeq and is a predicted model, not a curated record. Lineage: Eukaryota; Metazoa; Arthropoda; Insecta; Diptera; Culicidae.